Messenger RNA from Saxophila tyrrhenica, 615 nucleotides. RefSeq lists its product as uncharacterized. Bases 1 to 615 code for a protein of 204 amino acids. Gene Ontology annotation, cellular component: ribonuclease H2 complex. Gene Ontology annotation, biological process: RNA catabolic process. NCBI's taxonomy places the organism in Eukaryota, Fungi, Ascomycota, Dothideomycetes, Mycosphaerellales, Extremaceae. The transcript has 2 exons. The record is from RefSeq and is a predicted model, not a curated record.
AUGCUAGCCAUUCAACCCCCCACCCCCCCUUCCAAUCCCUCGAAAACACGCAAACUAACACCCAACCUCCUCCCCUGCGCAAUAAAACACUCAGGUCCCAUCUCCAUCCACCCGCGCUACUGGGCGCCUACCACCUCUAUCACAACCUACGCCAGCGCCAACGGCGUCAACAAACCGGGGCAGAAAACAUCAACCUCCUACUUCCGCGGCCGGAAGCUACUGGGCAGCCAUGUGCCCCUCCCGUCCGGGUAUCAUGGGCUCGUGCUCAGCAAAACCGAACGUGUGUUGCCAGUCUCUCUAGCGAACGACGCACGCGCUGGUGCCGUAGGCCAUGCUGAACUCAGUAUCGUGGAGAAGCUGAGGCGGAUGGAAGGCGAGAUACCGCCCACGUCAGCCGACGACGAAGACGAUGACGAUAAGGGUGGAUUAGACGAGCCGCUGGAGGUCAAAAUCCUGGAGGAGCAGGCACGGUUUGAGGAGGUGGUGGUCUGGGGACACGAGACGCCGGUCGGGGAGGAGGAUGAGUUUGUGCGGGGGUUGGGGGAAUGGCUUGGGUUUGCUGGGGCGAUACACGCAUACGAUGACGAGCCAAAGCAAGGCAAGGCAGCGACUUGA